Molecule: messenger RNA, 5207 nt
Organism: Mus caroli (Ryukyu mouse)
Lineage: Eukaryota; Metazoa; Chordata; Mammalia; Rodentia; Muridae
Gene: Dusp16
Product: dual specificity phosphatase 16
Biological process (GO): peptidyl-tyrosine dephosphorylation; negative regulation of MAPK cascade
Cellular component (GO): nucleus; cytoplasm
Molecular function (GO): MAP kinase tyrosine phosphatase activity; MAP kinase tyrosine/serine/threonine phosphatase activity; protein tyrosine/threonine phosphatase activity
Source: RefSeq, a predicted model, not a curated record
UUGGUUUCAAGUGACGCCAUCUCUUUAUUUUUAAACCGAUGACCUCAUCCGCGCUUGAAGUUUCCUGACCAGCGACUCUUUCUCUCUCCCCAACCCCCACCCUAGCCCCCCUGGUCCCCUCCUGCGGGCAUCACCGUUUGGGGGGGCUCUCAUCCCGUUUCCAACCAUUUACCCUCCCCCUCUCGCUUUUCCCGCGCGGACCCCCAACUUUACCUCAACUUCUUCAUCCCUGUCGACAUUUUUUCCCCCUCUUUCGGGGGGCGGUGGAAGAGAAAGUGAAGAAAAGUUGCAAACGCCCGGGCUCUCGCUAAGCUCUCCGCCCACCCCUCAGAGGAGAAGCCCCGGCGGCGAGGAGGACGCGCGAGCGACGGCUGGGCGACGCGGUGACAACGCUCGCUCCCCUCCGCGAGCCUGGAGCCGGCGGCCCCUCAAGUUGUCAUCCCAGUGUAAAGCUGUUGGAGUGAGGGCAGAAAGGUAAAGAAUGAUGUAAUGCCUGGCUGCCCUAGAGCAUCCUUUGUUGUGGGAUGGGUAUUCCCAUCAUCUCUAUGAAUCUAGUGUGAGGGGCUGCUUUGUGGAAGGAAUCCUUUGCAAGAGCAUAUCAAGAGGAAAGAGAAAGAGACAUUCAGUUGGAGGGCUCUUGCUGAAAUGGAUUUAACUCUCCUCUUGCCAGUCACCACUAGCCUGACCUCAUACAUUUUUAGUACAAUGGAGUGGCUGAGCCUUUGAGCACAGCACCAUUACAUCAUCGUGGCAAAUUAAAGAACGAGGUGGGGAAAGAAGACUUAUUGUUGUCAUGGCCCAUGAGAUGAUUGGAACUCAAAUUGUUACUGAGAGCUUGGUGGCUCUGCUGGAAAGUGGAACGGAAAAAGUGCUGCUAAUUGAUAGCCGACCAUUUGUGGAAUACAAUACGUCUCACAUUUUGGAAGCUAUUAAUAUCAACUGCUCCAAACUGAUGAAGCGAAGGUUGCAACAGGACAAAGUAUUAAUUACAGAACUUAUCCAACAUUCUGCAAAGCAUAAGGUUGACAUUGACUGCAAUCAGAAGGUGGUAGUUUAUGAUCAAAGUUCCCAAGAUGUUGGUUCUCUGUCGUCAGACUGCUUUCUCACUGUACUUCUGGGUAAACUGGAGAGGAGCUUCAACUCUGUCCACCUGCUUGCAGGUGGGUUUGCUGAGUUCUCUCGUUGUUUCCCUGGCCUCUGUGAAGGAAAAUCCACUCUAGUCCCUACCUGCAUAUCUCAGCCUUGCUUACCUGUUGCCAACAUUGGGCCAACUCGAAUUCUUCCCAAUCUCUAUCUUGGCUGCCAGCGAGAUGUCCUCAACAAGGACCUGAUGCAACAGAAUGGUAUUGGCUAUGUGUUAAAUGCCAGCAAUACCUGUCCAAAGCCUGACUUCAUACCUGAAUCUCACUUCCUGCGAGUGCCUGUGAAUGACAGCUUUUGUGAGAAAAUCCUACCAUGGUUGGACAAGUCUGUGGAUUUCAUUGAGAAAGCAAAAGCCUCCAACGGCUGUGUGCUUAUCCACUGCUUAGCUGGGAUCUCUCGCUCGGCCACUAUUGCUAUUGCCUACAUCAUGAAGAGGAUGGACAUGUCUCUAGAUGAGGCUUACAGAUUUGUGAAAGAAAAAAGACCUACUAUAUCUCCGAAUUUUAAUUUUAUGGGCCAACUCAUGGACUAUGAGAAGACGAUUAAUAACCAGACUGGAAUGUCAGGGCCAAAGAGCAAACUGAAGCUGCUGCACCUAGACAAACCCAGUGAGCCUGUGCCUGCAGCCUCAGAGGGCGGAUGGAAGAGUGCACUGUCUCUCAGCCCACCCUGUGCCAACUUGACCUCAGAGGCAUCAGGGCAAAGGCUUGUGCAUCCUGCAAGUGUGCCCAGCUUACAGCCGUCACUCUUAGAGGACAGUCCGCUGGUACAGGCGCUCAGUGGGCUCCAGCUGUCCUCAGAGAAGCUGGAAGACAGCACUAAGCUCAAGCGUUCCUUCUCUCUCGAUAUCAAAUCUGUUUCAUAUUCAGCCAGUAUGGCAGCGUCCCUACACGGCUUCUCGUCUGAGGAAGCUUUAGAAUACUACAAACCUUCUGCCACACUGGAUGGGACCAACAAGCUCUGCCAGUUCUCCCCCGUUCAGGAGGUAUCAGAACAGACUCCAGAGACCAGCCCGGAUAAGGAGGAGGCCCACAUCCCCAAGCAGCCCCAACCUACCAGGCCUUCUGAGAGCCAGAUCACACGCUUGCACUCAGUGAGAACCAGCAGUAGUGGGUCCACCCAGAGGCCCUUCUUCUCGCCACUGCAUCGGAGCGGGAGUGUAGAGGACAAUUACCAUACCAACUUCCUUUUUGGCCUUUCCACCAGCCAGCAACACCUCACCAAGUCUGCAGGGCUUGGCCUCAAGGGCUGGCACUCAGAUAUUCUGGCUCCCCAGUCCUCUGCCCCCUCCCUGACUAGCAGUUGGUAUUUUGCUACAGAGCCUUCACACUUGUACUCUGCUUCAGCCAUCUAUGGAGGCAACAGCAGUUACUCUGCCUACAGCUGUGGCCAGCUGCCCACUUGCAGUGACCAAAUCUAUUCUGUUCGUAGGCGGCAGAAGCCUACUGACAGAGCUGACUCGAGGCGGAGCUGGCAUGAAGAGAGCCCCUUUGAAAAGCAGUUUAAACGCAGAAGCUGCCAAAUGGAAUUUGGAGAGAGCAUUAUGUCAGAGAACAGGUCAAGGGAGGAGCUGGGCAAGGUGGGCAGCCAGUCCAGCUUCUCCGGCAGCAUGGAGAUCAUUGAGGUCUCUUGAGAAGACCUUGUCGCUUCUGUUGACAGUUUUGUUUCCUGUUCACAAAAAAAUAGUCCCUGUAAAUCUGAAAUAUGUAUAUGUACAUACAUAUAUAUUUUUGGAAUAUAGAGCUACGGUAUAAAAGCAACAGAUGGAUCAACACAGUUGUUCUCUCAGCACCUGCACUGAGAAUAGCUAACGCUCAGAAAAGAUUGGAAGGGUAGACGUUAGAAUUCUCCCAGCCAGGAGAAGAGAUUUGGUUCAGUGAAUUGCACAUCUUCUUGUUCCUACAAAAGCAAGGGGUUUGUUUGUUUGUAUGUUGUUUGUUUUUAAUGUUAGAGGGCAAAAUCCCUCCCAUUUUCACGUGCAACAGAGGUCUCAGAACUCAUCUCUGUCCAGGCCCUUCCCGAGUGCACCUUAGCGCUAAGACUGAGCCAGCUGUGGGUCAGGUGGGAAGACCCUCCUAGGGACAGACCCUAAUGGUAACUCCAAGGGAAAUGAUCCUGUCUUAAGCUGCGUAAUAAACCCAAACUUGAUUGACAGCUGAAGGAUAUGGACAUCAUUCUGCUGGAUGAACUAUUUAGGAGCCUUGCCUAGAUCUACUUAUAACCAAUCCAGUACCUCAGACAAGACAUUUGGGGCCAUCACCACUACCAUGUCUAGUAGACCAUUUUCUAGGCAUUGUGAAUAAGUAGGUAACUUGUCACUUUCCAGACUAUGCACAAAAUCCCAGUGGGCUUGUUGCCCAUGUACCCCUCCUGUCAGCUUGAAUGAAGAGGGAAAACCAACUAGAGUUUAGCUUAGCCAGAGAUUGGGCAGUCAGAUAUCUUAGAGACUUAAGCCAGGGAUGGAACACUAAACAGUCUCCCUCCCUCCUUGUAAUACAAGAAUUCUCUUUAGUGGGAUUGUUACUUCUUCACUUGACCACAGACUUGGUUUAGAGAUAAGCAUGAAUCACCGGGCUUGGUAGAAGACCGACAGAACCUCAGGUUCUCACUUCUGUUUCGUGUCCUGGAAUAAAACUAUGGCAAGACUUGGGAAGGUAAAACCUGAAGCAGGAAAUGGAUUUCCUUGGCUUUUUUUCUCUAUGGUAUGCAACGAGGGUAAUAUUUCUAGAAUCUUCUUAGACUUCCAAACUUACCAUGGGCUUUGGUAAGCAAGAACUAGUCAGAAUAAAACAUACUAGAAAGGUUAAGAAGGCGUUGUUGAAUUUUGUUUAGUUUUGAAUACAGGAAAGCUCUUUUCCAAAGCUAUGCCAGCAUGCUUUCUGGGGAAGGGGCAUAUCAGAGGGAAGGGCCACAGUGGUGUCUUGGUCCCUGACAUACAAUCACUGUGUAGACUCAAUCCUGGCAGCUUAGGAUAGGAGAUAAGAACAAGAAGUGUGUACACGAUAGUCCAUAUCUGCCCUUAAACUUCCUGGCUUGAGUUGUAUCCUCUAGAGUACGGUCCUCCUUACGGCCUUAAUUCACUCACGUCAGCAGGGUGUGGGUGUGGGGUAGAUGCUGUCAUUGUUCUUUACUGUAAGUGUAGCUAGGGGCUGACUCAUAUCUCAGGUUUUUCUGUUAGUGAAGUGGAUGGUCCUUUGACUAGGAUGUGACUUACUGUUUCCUAUAAUGAUUGCUAAAACCAGCCUAGAGUGACGGUGGUUGGAAGCUGACAGGCUUGAUUGUGAGGAGGAUUAGGGGCCUCAUGAACAGACUGAGUCUGUACAGAUAAGCUGUGUGGGCAUAAGAUGAAGGCAGAGCAGACACUGCACAGGGAGCACGUUGCCACUCUUGGAGAUUCUGUUCAGCAAUCUUUUUAGAUAUAUAUCAAAAUGUCUAAAGUUCUCAAAGCUUCACAGUAAAUUUUGAUACAUUGUGUACACACACUUAGUAUGUAACAAUCCACCUUAAAAUCUGGUCACACCGGUAAGACGUAAUUUAUUUAAGAAUGAAAGCAACGGCUCCAACAUGAAGUACGUUCCAGAAGACUGGGGAUUUGGCUUCGGUAGCUUCGGGCAGUGCGUUACCUAAUGCCAGAUGUCAUGUAGAGAAGUGCUCUCUGGACUGUGCGGCCGACAGUCAUACACUACAGCUGUCCGUCCUUCAGCACUAAUGUCCUAUCAGUUCUUGGAAUCACAACUACCAUGCUGAAAGGGCUGCCUCUGAGGCACAUUGUGGGUGGUGUGGUGGUUAGGUCUCUUCAUGUAAGCACGGGGAAGCCUGUGAAGUCUACUGGGAUGAUGCAAAAUGGUGAUUUUAAUGAGCAAAACUAGACUCUGUGAGAAAUGCUGGAAACCGUUCAGGCCGUUUAUAAAGUUAGAGUGGAAAGACUAUAUAAAUGUUUAAUAUGAAUAUCGUGUCCUUGAGUAAAAGGCAAGCUGUUGAAUGGUUCACUUGUGCAUCUCUCAUUCUCAAGUGUCACGUAUGUUAAUAUGAUGAAAUAAAAUCAGAACUGGUACCUGUUUGUA